ACAUCCACAUGCUGCUCGGCCUGAAAAGGCAGGGGGGAGCCGGAGGGGAAGCAGAGAACGCGAGCGAGGCACCAGCCCGCAGCCCGCCCCCAGCACAUCCUCAGACGCGCAGACACUCGGCAAGGCGCUGGGCGAGGUGGAGGUGAGGGCGGGCGCGAGCGAACUCGGAGAGGGGCUCGCUCACUCCCAGGCGAUCCCAGCCGCCGCCGCCGCCGCCGCACCAGCAGCAGCAACAGCAGCCGCCGCCGCCGCCGCAGCUUCCUUCCUCAGACUCCCCUCGUGAGGCUGGCCAAGCGGGUGUAGCCGUUAGGGAAGGCUCCCGCUAGGGGAACGCAACGAGGGCAAGAACUGGGCGGCCGCCUCCCACUCGGGCCGUCCGGCGGUCGGUGCCUCCGCCCGCGUGUCGGUCCCGGGUGCCGGGGGAUGUGUGUCAGUUUACGCCUCUGAGAUCGCACAGCUGCCUGGGGGCCGUGUGAUGCCCAAGGCAAGUCUUGGCUUUUAUUUUUAUUAUUUUUGUCUUGUUUUACCCUUGGCUUACGGGAAAUAUUCGUGAUGUUGUAGGAUAAAGGAAAUGAUACUUUGACGAACUGGAGAGGACAUAGAUGCGUUUUGUUUUUAGGAGAGGAAACGCGUCCUCUCUUCUUGGCUUGCUCCCUCUUUGCUGACUUCAGGAGCGACCCUCCUUCCUCCUGGUGAGGUGGGGACCCAGCAAGAAGAAAGGUGAAGACCGGCCGCCAAGAGCCAGGAGGGAAACACUGACCAGUAGAAACCUUUGCAGAGGACACUGCAAGGAAGAACACAAGAGAGAGAAAAACACAAAAGACUUCUAAUUGUACAAGAAAGCUACCAAAACAGCUCUGGAGAAAGCCUCCUUCUCCAACAUGGAUAUGUUUCCUCUCACCUGGAUUUUCUUAGCUCUCUACUUUUCAGGACUCCAAGUGACAGGCCAACCAGAUCCACCCUGUGGAGGUCGAUUGAAUUCCAAAGAUGCUGGCUACAUCACGUCCCCAGGUUACCCCCAGGAUUAUCCAUCCCAUCAGAACUGCGAGUGGAUUGUUUAUGCCCCCGAACCCAACCAGAAGAUCGUUCUCAACUUCAACCCUCACUUUGAAAUUGAGAAGCACGACUGCAAGUAUGACUUCAUCGAGAUUCGGGAUGGGGACAGCGAGUCCGCAGACCUCCUGGGAAAGCACUGUGGGAACAUCGCCCCACCCACCAUUAUCUCCUCGGGCUCCGUCCUCUACAUCAAGUUCACCUCCGACUACGCCCGGCAGGGGGCAGGUUUCUCCCUGCGCUACGAGAUCUUCAAGACAGGCUCCGAAGAUUGUUCAAAGAACUUCACAAGCCCCAACGGGACCAUCGAGUCUCCUGGGUUCCGAAAGUACCCACACAACUUGGACUGCACCUUCACCAUCCUGGCCAAACCCAAGAUGGAGAUCAUCCUGCAGUUCCUGACCUUUGACCUGGAGCACGACCCUCUGCAGGUGGGAGAGGGAGACUGCAAAUACGAUUGGCUGGACAUCUGGGAUGGCAUCCCGCACGUCGGGCCCCUGAUUGGCAAGUACUGCGGGACCAAAACACCUUCGGAACUCCGUUCGGCCACCGGGAUCCUCUCUCUGACCUUUCACACGGACAUGGCGGUGGCCAAGGAUGGCUUCUCUGCACGUUACUACCUGGUCCCCCAGGAGCCGCAGGACAACUUUCAGUGCAAUGUCCCCCUGGGAAUGGAAUCUGGCCGGAUUGCUAAUGAACAGAUCAGUGCCUCAUCCAGCUACUCAGAUGGGAGGUGGACGCCUCAACAAAGCCGGCUCCAUGGUGAUGACAAUGGCUGGACACCCAACUUGGAUUCCAGCAAGGAGUAUCUGCAGGUGGACCUGCGCUUUCUCACCGUGCUCACGGCCAUUGCAACGCAGGGAGCAAUUUCCAGGGAAACGCAGAAUGGCUACUACGUCAAAUCGUAUAAGCUGGAAGUCAGCACCAAUGGCGAAGACUGGAUGGUGUACCGGCAUGGCAAAAACCACAAGGUAUUCCAAGCCAACAAUGAUGCCUCGGAGGUGGUUCUGAACAAGCUGCACGCGCCUCUGCUGACCCGCUUCGUCAGGGUCCGCCCGCAGACCUGGCACGCGGGCAUCGCCCUCCGCCUGGAGCUCUUCGGCUGCCGGGUCACAGACGCCCCCUGCUCCAACAUGCUGGGGAUGCUCUCAGGCCUCAUCGCCGACUCCCAGAUCUCAGCCUCCUCCACCCGUGAGUACCUCUGGAGCCCCAGUGCCGCCCGCCUGGUCAGUAGCCGCUCGGGCUGGUUCCCUCGCAUCCCUCAGGCCCAGCCAGGUGAGGAGUGGCUUCAGGUGGACCUGGGAGCACCUAAGACCGUGAAAGGAGUCAUCAUCCAGGGGGCCCGGGGAGGAGACAGCAUCACCGCCGUGGAAGCCAGGGCGUUUGUGCGCAAGUUCAAAGUUGCCUACAGCCUCAACGGCAAGGACUGGGAACAUAUCCAGGACCCCAGGACCCAGCAGCCGAAGCUGUUUGAAGGGAACAUGCACUAUGACACCCCUGACAUCCGGAGGUUCGACCCUGUUCCUGCGCAGUACGUGCGGGUGUACCCUGAGAGGUGGUCGCCAGCGGGCAUUGGGAUGCGGCUAGAGGUGCUGGGCUGUGACUGGACAGACUCGAAGCCCACGGUAGAGACGCUGGGACCCACUGUGAAGAGCGAAGAGACCACCACCCCCUACCCCAUUGAUGAGGAGGCCACGGAAUGUGGGGAGAACUGCAGCUUUGAGGAUGACAAAGAUUUGCAACUCCCUUCAGGAUUCAACUGCAACUUCGAUUUCCCCGAGGAGCCCUGUGGUUGGAUGUAUGACCAUGCCAAGUGGCUCAGGAGCACCUGGACCAGCAGCUCCAGCCCCAGCGACAGGACUUUUCCAGAUGACCGGAAUUUCUUGCGGCUGCAGAGUGAUGGCCGGAGAGAGGGCCAGUACGCGCGGCUCAUCAGCCCGCCCGUCCACCUGCCCAGGAGCCCCGUGUGCAUGGAGUUUCAGUACCAAGCCACGGGCGGCCGCGGGGUGGCGCUGCAGGUGGUGCGCGAGGCCAGCCAGGAGAGCAAGCUCCUCUGGGUCAUCCGCGAGGACCAGGGCGGCGAGUAACACGGGCGGAUCAUCUUGCCCAGCUACGACAUGGAGUACCAGAUUGUGUUCGAGGGAGUUAUCGGAAAAGGACGUUCAGGAGAAAUUGCCAUUGAUGACAUUCGGAUAAGCACCGAUGUCCCGCUGGAGAACUGUAUGGAACCCAUCUCAGCUUUUGCAGUGGACUUCCCAGAAAUACAUGGCAGAGAGGGCUACGAGGAUGAAAUUGAUGAUGAGUACGAGGUGGUGGACUGGAGCAACUCUUCUUCUCCGACCUCCGGGUCCGGGGCCCCUCUGGCUGACAAGGAGAAGAGCUGGCUCUACACCCUGGAUCCCAUCCUCAUCACCAUCAUCGCCAUGAGCUCGCUGGGCGUCCUGCUGGGGGCCACGUGUGCGGGGCUCCUGCUCUAUUGCACCUGUUCCUACUCGGGCCUGAGCUCCCGCAGCUGCACCACGCUGGAGAACUACAACUUCGAGCUCUACGACGGCCUCAAGCACAAGGUCAAGAUGAACCACCAGAAGUGCUGCUCGGAGGCCUGACGGAUUGCACCCACAUCACAUCUGACGUUUCAUUCCAGCAAGAGGGGCUAGUGAAGAUUACAUUUUUUUUUCCUUUGGAAACUGAAUGCCAUAAUCUCGAUCAAAGCGAUGCAGAAUACGGAAGGGGUGGACAGACAGGCGGGUCGAGAGGGAGGGCCGAGGCAGCCACGCAGGGGGUUAUGACCCACCUGGGACUUCGAGGCUGCAUCCCUGCUGGACAGACGGGAGCUCAUCUCUUUGGGGGUCACAGUUCUAUUUUGUUUGUGAAUUUGUUCUUAUUAUAUUUUAUUUCUUUGGUCUGCGGGUAACUCACAGAGGCAGAAGAGAGUGACUUUUCCUGUAUAGAGCAGAGUGGUGACCACUAGUCCCUGCCUUCUCUAAUCAACACUUGGAAAGCAAAGGGUCUUUUCAGACUUUCCAUCCUUAGGAAAUAACAUCCCCCAAAGGCCACCCAGCUUUUCCCGUCCUCUGAUCGUCUUAUGACUUGCAGGAUUUGCUGUGGUGUAGGUUCUGCCAGCCAACUUGACAAGCUGCCGUUUCCAGUCCUAGCAUUUCAGUAGGAUGUUGUUGCCUUUAACUUUUUUAUCCAGGGGAAAAUUGCCAUUUUAGGGUCAGCAUGGACAGCUCUUUCUUAUAUGCGAUUUAAAACAAACCAGAAAGGAAACUUCACAUGUCAAAAUCCAUAGAAGCGCCUCCAUAUUAGAAGCGGACAAGCCUUAACAUGCUUUGUGAAUAGGAGCCAUUCAUUCAAUCUAGACCGAGAAUUUGUGGCUGUGAGGCUACUUUGUGGGUCCUCUGGUGGUGGUUUUGCUUUUUCUUUUCCUUCCUCCUCCUUCUUCUUCUAAAACAUACACAUACACACGUGCACACACAUGCACACACACACACGCACACGCACACACACAUAUGCACACGCACACACACAUUUCUCAGGUCUCUAAGCCAGGAAGCAGCAUUGUUUGGUAUUCUCUGUGAUGGGGGUGGGGAAACACAGGCGAUUGGUAUGUUUCUCUAUCAGUGAGAUGUAACUGGUGACCACUGGAAGGAAAGGAGCACAGCGGAGAGAGAAGAAGAGGUCCAUCCUCUGUGAUCAUGUGAUGGCAAACACAGAGCAGACUGGAAGAGACAUCCCGAAUGAACCGAUCUCUCUGAUGAGCGAGUAACUGACUUCUCCUCGGGGUUACAGCCGCCACCUCCACCUUUCAGAGGCAUCAGAAUGAGGAUGGCUGUGAGCUGAUUCUAACCGGAAGUCUGCAAGCACUAUGGACCAGAAUGGUGACACCGCUUCAGCCCCAGAGAGGCUUGUUCUCACACACACACACACACACACACAAACACACACACACCAGUUUAUGUAUUUUUUUUUAUUAAGUGCCUUGAAAAAAUGAAGAAAAAGAUGUAUUUUCCUUCUAUGUAGAAAUCAGUGAAUAUCAUACAAGUGAAGGCGUUCCUCUCCCUCACGCCCGGUGGCUCCGCGCCGCCCGGUGGCCCCCACACCGCUGAUCCUACUAAUGGAGUGAGCCCUGCCACCCGAGCGGUGGUCAUAGCCCUAGAGGACACUCAACUCCUCGAAAGGGGAGGCAUCAGGAAUAGCACGAGACUGUGUGAAGGAUAAGACUGUCCACGUCGAGAUCCAAAUCUUGAUUUCGUUGUACCGGCAAAGGACUGCCUGCGUGCUGGAAAUACGUUGGAAGCCCAAACAGUAUGCCCAGCCCGUGGCUCAUCCGUGAUAAACUUGUCAGACCAUUUCUGCUGCUGUGGUCACCCACAAUUUCAUUUGUCUCAGACCCGGGCGAAUGGGGCUGGCUGGUUCCUUUAAAUGUUAACGUAUGGAAAUGCGCGUUCAGAAGGUAAUGUCCCAGUGCUUCGGAUGCAGGGAGGGAGAGUGCAUACCGACAGCUAUUUAUUCAUAUGUGUGUGUGUCUUUGGCCGCCUUUGAGUUCUCUGUAUCUACUGUGUAUGUGAAUGGUCACGUGGGAUUCAGUGGUGGUGUUGUGACUUUGACCUAGGGCCCGAGUGUCACGGCUGAUCUCGGCACUCGUUGGCACAGUGGUAGUUAGAGAUGCAAAGCAAAGCUGUCAAGCCCAAGGGCUUCGCUUCUGCCCCCACAACCCCGCCCCCCCGAGCCGGGCGUGCAGCAGAAGCAAGUUCUUCAUUCGCCCACCUUCCUCUUCGCCUUCCCAUGUAGCUCAGUGUUCAGGAAGCUAGCAAGCCCAGGGGUUUCCAGAGUUGGCCUGCAGAAGAAGAGAGUUCAGAAGCCGGCCCUGGGCGUCCUGGCCCCUCCUGUCCUGUGGGCCAUUUUAUAGCCCCCCAAAGACCAGCCCUGUCUCCGGCCCGCAGUUCACCACUAAGUACGUACAGCUCAACCUGCAUCCCCCGAACAGUCCCGUAUCCAUAGUCACCACGGGCUGGUUUGAGGCCCUGAGUGGGCUCUGAGUGGUGAAGGAGAGCAGGCCGCCCAGGGCCACGUGUAGAUACCUCGCCAGCACUGGAGGCUGGUCUGUUCUAAGCCAGAAAGACAGCGGGGGCCUGAGUGGAACCUGCCCAGCAGCAUCCCUCGUGCUUUCGUUGUCCCUGUCUGCAGGUAGGCUAGCUGACCAUCUCCUUGAGUCCUUCCCUUUGGGAAACCCAGCUCACAGUAUUGAUCUCCUUUUUUGCCUUGUACUGAAUGACACGUUACCUCCACGCUCUCCCGGACUAGGCGGUCCACAGGACCACCGGGCUGCUUCCUCUCCUAGAUGGGGAUGGGGAGUUGACAGAGAUGAGGGCCCGAGGAAUGAGCCUGAAUGGCAAGAAAACAAAGGAAAGUGUUAAACUGUCACACAGAAGGUUAACUUUUCCAAGGUUUGCAGUUAAAGGUAUUUGACCAUUCGCUGGCUGAGCCAGAUCAAGGGAACUUGAGAGCUUUUACUGUGAUUCUUCAAUGUAAAAAAUAAACAACAAUGUCAAACUGUGUUUAUAUGAUUUGUAUAAAGCCUUUUUAAGAUUACUAUUUAAAUAAACAUUAUACCAGAGAUUA
Messenger RNA from Phacochoerus africanus (Common warthog), 6678 nucleotides. RefSeq names its product neuropilin 2 (gene NRP2). Gene Ontology annotation, biological process: angiogenesis; vascular endothelial growth factor signaling pathway; axon guidance. Lineage: Eukaryota; Metazoa; Chordata; Mammalia; Artiodactyla; Suidae. The record is from RefSeq and is a predicted model, not a curated record. Gene Ontology annotation, molecular function: semaphorin receptor activity; vascular endothelial growth factor receptor activity. Gene Ontology annotation, cellular component: membrane.